Camelina sativa (false flax) is the source of this 1296-nucleotide messenger RNA. RefSeq names its product dolichol-phosphate mannose synthase subunit 3. The record is from RefSeq and is a predicted model, not a curated record. NCBI's taxonomy places the organism in Eukaryota, Viridiplantae, Streptophyta, Magnoliopsida, Brassicales, Brassicaceae. Gene Ontology annotation, biological process: GPI anchor biosynthetic process. Gene Ontology annotation, cellular component: endoplasmic reticulum membrane; dolichol-phosphate-mannose synthase complex.
UUUCGUUUUAUGGUUUUGAUCGUUAAGUUGCCAAGUGAUGAUUGAAAAUUUUGCGCAAGGGUUUUGAGUUUUGGAUGAUCGGAGGUUACUCUGAUCUGAAUGAACCGUGACAAAAUCAAUUUCUUACAAUACAUUCUGAUGGCAGCUGAUCAAUGUUUAAAUCUAUCAAAAUUAUAUUCGACUUUUUUUUUUUUUUUUUAAUUGUUAGUUAGAAGCUUGUUUUUGGGGGCAAAGAAUUAGCGGAUUAUGUUUGGAAUAUUUUCCUGAGGUUUUGGACAUUGUAAUUCUGAGGAAUUGUGAGAAGUCAUAAAAUAUGUUCUUUUUUAUGAUUCAUGCUCUGCAAAUCAUGCUUAAAGGGCUUUUUGAGCUUUUUGAGCUCCUGACGCUUGUUUUAUGUGGUCGAAUAAACUGUAAAAAAAAUUGGUUAUCUUUCGUUGUUUUGAUGGUUUGGGUUGCAUGAUAUGGAUAAUGGAUCGAUGAGCUACCAGGACUGUGCUAGAUUCUGGUCUGGACAAAAGUUGCUAUUGAUGUGUGCUGUGGAUUGGAAUUAGUGACUCUGUUGUCUGAAUAAGUCAUUGAAGUCGUUCACUAUUAAGAUCUCAUUCUUUUGAUUUCAUUUUGAGUUUUUAUACCUUGAGCUGGGUGAUAUGAGUUUGUGACCCGCCCCAAAUAUUCAGGGAAUUAUGAACUGGUUUUGUGAUAUGUGUUUUGUGACCAUCCUCAAAUAUGCAUGGAAUUCUGAAAAUGCUUUGGUGUAGUCAUGUUUUCUGUCUUUAAUACUGCAAAACUCGCAUCUUACAUAAACUUUGUUUCAAGGACAAUGAAGCAUGUGGUAAAGAUUUUGAGUCUGUUGGUAGCUGUCUCUGCCUUUUGGAUUGCUCUUUUGCAGGCUGCAAUUAUUCCACGAAGCCAUACAUGGUUGCUACCGAUAUACUUUGUGGUGUCCCUUAGAUGCUAUGGUCUAUUAAUGGUUGGAAUCGGUCUAAUGCAGUUCCCUACCUGUCCUAGAGAAGCAGUUCUAUUGCAGCAUGAUAUUGCUGAGGCAAAAGACUUUUUAAGCGCUAAUGGAGUAGAUGUAGGAUCGGAUUGACCACUCCCUAAUCAGUGUACUUGUAGUCUUAGAUAGUUCUUGGAAAGAAUUCCCAUUUUCAUUAUACUUCGUCGAUUUCUAUUUUCUUGAGAGAUGUAUUUUGAGAAUUGGAACUUUAUUUGAGUAUAAUAGAAAGAUGAUUUUCAUAAUGAAAAUGUAUGAAGUAUCUUAAUGGCAAAAAGAUACAAAGCAUUGGUCUUUUGUAA